Fonsecaea erecta is the source of this 1455-nucleotide messenger RNA. RefSeq lists its product as hypothetical. Bases 1 to 1455 code for a protein of 484 amino acids. The transcript has a single exon. The record is from RefSeq and is a predicted model, not a curated record. Lineage: Eukaryota; Fungi; Ascomycota; Eurotiomycetes; Chaetothyriales; Herpotrichiellaceae.
AUGCUUCCUGCGCUGGGCGACUUUCCGCUCUCUCCAUUCGUUACGUACGAAGCCUGGUCGCAGUCGAUGUUCGAUCUUGCUUCGGGAGGUCGAUUAGACCAGAGUGUGGAGUUUGCUUCUUCCGUCCGAACCCCGGAUCCCUUACUCGCGCCUGGCCUUGCUGUUGAGCCGUCCGUAUCGAGGCUUGGUGACGCAUACGGGGACACUCGACUGAACAUUGUUGCCGAAUCGAGCUCGACAGCUGAGCCAAUUCUCGGUCAAUAUCCUUACUUUGUGGAGAAAGUAGAGUUUCCCUUUAUCUCCACGUUCGACGGAGAAAAUUGGGCUCGCAUAAAGCGUUACAUGGUAAUGUUGAGCGCUCGAAGCCCCGUCAUAGCUUCUGCCAUAUCUGCAGUCGAGGCACUUUCCAAAGCCGAAGAUCUGGGGCACGAGACGUCCGAUGCCAUCGCUCAAUACCACGCUGCGAGAGCAGAACACGCGAAAAUGUUGCGGUUCCAAGCGCCCGAUCUCGAAUGCACAUUUCUCGUUAUGGCGUUAUUAGCGUGUUUUGAGGCCAUCUCGCAGCAAGACACCGUCCCGAUUAUGAUGAAGUCUGAGGGACCUUUUGUGAUCAAGCUUGAGCGUUGGAUCCAGCAGCGACCGUGGCCGCCAGUGGUAUGCCGCAUUGAGACGUGGCUGAAGUUAUUGCACGUCAAGGCUUUGCAUCUAGGUGGAAGAGGCUUUAUGUCGGCCAAAGUCAGCCACCUCUUUUCCUGCAAUUCAGGUCCGGCACCCAGUCUCAUUUUCCUGGACCGAGACCCUCUUCCAGCCUCAAUCCUCUACGACGGUCUCGCGUCCCCUCUAUUCGAAUUUUAUAUUCAGACACAGCAAAUAGGUGCUCUCAUCUGCGGUCUGAAUCGACAUCAUCGCUCGAGGGGCACUUUGGCGGAUGAAAGCGAGGUGGACCAAAUGGCAUCGAAGAUUCGACAGCAGCUGGCCUUGUUGCGUCAGCAGGCACCGAGUCUUCUACGGCUAAGCCGCGAACAGCUCCAGACUGUUGUUCCCGAGUCGCUUCUUGACCGUUUGUCAAUGCUCAUAGAUUUGUGCAACGCUGCAUAUCAGAUCGAGAUCGUUGACUUAGGGCGGGCACAUGGCCAGUGGCUGAUUCCAACGCCAGAGGCUCAGGAAGCGCUGCGGCAAGUGCGUCGAAUUGUCGAUGAGAAUGUCACACGGAAUAACGGCGCCGUGAACCCAGGGUUCAUGUGGCCUAUCUUCUUCUAUGCCCUCGAAGCGGAUCCAGAGGGAGGCAACUGGGCUGUGCAGAUGCUUGAGCGUGUCAAAAAGCCCAUCUAUCAGAGUGAUUUCAUGUCACGUUUUCUGGCUGCCGUGGUGGAGCUGCAGUGCCAGAGAUCUGAGCGGGUUGACUGCCGCUAUUUGUGUACCCAGAGGUUUGGCAUUGCUCCUCCUUUCAUCUGA